AUGGCGGUCCCACGGCCAAUGCAGCUUGCGCUGCUGACGGCCCUGGGGCUUGCAGGCCCAGCAUACUUCCUGUUUCAGAUCGAGGACCAGAAGACUUUCCGAUCCAUCCUCAUCAGCGCGGCCGUGAGCCUCGCGGGUUUCUUUGUGGCAAGGUGGCUGGUACCGCUAGUGGCGCAGAAGACUCUAUCCCGCGGCAUAUGCGGCAAGGACCUCAACAAGCAGGGCACACCCGGCGCAGACACGCCGAUCCCCGAGUCGGCGGGCCUUGCGCCGGCGUGCGCCUUUCUGCUGUGCAUCAUCUGCUUUGAGCUGCUGCACUACUAUGACGCGGACAGCAUCGUCGCCUUUGUGACGAGCGGCUUUCGGGGCAAGCUGCGGCUGGAGGCGCUGCCAGACGCGUGGCUGGUUGAUUACAACGCCGCCCUCGCCACAAUCUGCUUCAUGGUGUUCCUGGGCUUCGCGGACGACGUUCUUGACAUCCGAUGGCGCGUCAAGCUCAUCCUGCCGCUGUUUGCGUCGCUGCCACUCCUCGUCGCGUACAGCGGAGGGACCGGCGUCGCCGUGCCCAAGCCGCUGCAGGCCGCGAUCGGGCUACCGUCGUUCCUCGAGCUCGGGCCCCUGUACAAGGCCUACAUGGUCGCCCUCACCAUCUUUUGCACUAACAGCAUCAACAUCCUCGCCGGCGUCAACGGCCUCGAGGCCGGCCAGACGUUCAUCGUCGCGUGCGCGCUGCUGCUGCACAACCUGAUCGAGCUCUCGGGGUUUGCAGGCGGCGUGCCCGCGCUGCGCGACGCGCACCUCUUCUCGGUGUACCUAGUGCUGCCGCUCGCGGCCACCACCAUGGGCCUGCUGGCCUUCAAUUGGUACCCCAGCCGCGUCUUCGUGGGAGACACCUUCACCUACUUUGCGGGCAUGACCAUCGCCGUCGCGGGCAUCCUCGGCCACCAGUCCGAGACGCUGCUGCUGUUCCUAAUUCCCCAGGUCUUCAACUUUGUUUAUUCAACGCCGCAGCUGUUUGGGCUCGUGCCCUGCCCGCGCCACCGGCUGCCGGUGUUUGACCCGAAGACCGGCCUGCUGCGGCCGAAGGACAAACCGGAUUGGAACCUGGUCAACCUGACGCUGCAGCUGUUCGGAAACUGCAGCGAGAACGCGCUGUGCGUGCGGAUCCUCGCGCUGCAGGUGGCGUGCUGCGCGUUUGGUUUUGGCGUGCGGUGGGCGCUGCAGGGCAUCUACAAGUGA
Messenger RNA from Monoraphidium neglectum, 1239 nucleotides. RefSeq lists its product as hypothetical. The transcript has a single exon. Gene Ontology annotation, molecular function: UDP-N-acetylglucosamine-dolichyl-phosphate N-acetylglucosaminephosphotransferase activity. Gene Ontology annotation, cellular component: membrane. NCBI's taxonomy places the organism in Eukaryota, Viridiplantae, Chlorophyta, Chlorophyceae, Sphaeropleales, Selenastraceae. The record is from RefSeq and is a predicted model, not a curated record. Bases 1 to 1239 code for a protein of 412 amino acids. Gene Ontology annotation, biological process: dolichol-linked oligosaccharide biosynthetic process; protein N-linked glycosylation.